Zygosaccharomyces rouxii is the source of this 1440-nucleotide messenger RNA. RefSeq names its product Ait1p (gene AIT1). Bases 1 to 1440 code for a protein of 479 amino acids. The record is from RefSeq and is a predicted model, not a curated record. Lineage: Eukaryota; Fungi; Ascomycota; Saccharomycetes; Saccharomycetales; Saccharomycetaceae. The transcript has a single exon.
AUGGUUCGAAUAGAUCAUGCUGCUAGCUAUUUUAUGCCGUUACUAUGUUCAUCAAAACCUUAUGUUAGGGUUAAUUGCGUAGUGGUUACUAUGCUACUAUUCGUUGCAUUGUUGUGCAGUUAUGGAUUCAUGGGGAAGCAGUAUGAUGAGCCGAAUUUAUUCAUGCCCAAUGCUCAAGAUUACUUUAGAGCGUCUCUGUUAGGCGUAUUUUCACCUAUGCUCUACUAUUUUGUACAGACUUUUCUAAUCAAUUUGAAUCGAAGAUACUUGGUCGCUAAUUUCAUCGUGGAUUUCCCCUUGAACGACUGGUUCAUAUUGCUGAUCAUCGUAUGCCUUGCAUAUCCACAACAACAGCAGCACCAAUCACACCAUAGAGAUGACGAUACUAUUUGGCACAUUGUACCGAGACAGACUUACAUAUUUGGCGUUGCUUGGUCAUUAGGAGAACUUAUCGUUAGCGUACUAGGGAAUCUGUUCAACUACAGAGAAAUUCCAGAAGAACUAGAGGCAUCACAAGAAUCACAACUUUUGGAUAGAAACAGCGGCAGUAGUACUAACAGGGAUGAUAUAACACUUUCCAAAUGUCUAGAUGUAAGAAGAGAUUCAUCAUCAAUUUCAAAUAACGUUUACUAUUCCGAGAUCGAUGCUCAAAAUAAUCAAAAAGGCUACGGUACGAUGAGCGACGAUGGCGAAGCUGCUGUACUGCUAGUAAACUCGAACGAUAAUUCGUUAAAGUUAGCGCCCUUGGAGUAUGAUAGAGAUCCAAGAAUUAUGGAACAACAGCGGCAGUGGGGGGCCCUUGUCGGCAUGGCAGAAACACAAGCCGCUAAUGGAUUCCCCAUUAAAAAGUUUAAAGCCAUCAAAUCCAAUUGGUCGCUUUUCAAAGCCCUGUGCACAAUGGUGCUUGUUUUGUUGAGUAACAUUAUGCUCAUUGUCGGUCAAUGUCUCAUAACAUCCAUAUACUUCACCUAUGUGCCGGGACAUCAACGCAUUUUCACACCAGUGGUUAAUUUCUUUGGCCAAAGAACAGUCACUUUCUUUUUAUCAACGGUAAUGCUACCCUUUACCGUGAUCAAUUUAGCUGCUAAUGCUGCCAUCUACUCAUGGAAGGAUCUUGACGAAUGGUUCUACUGCCGGCCAAGAGAUCUCGAUCACGAUUUGUACUACGACUCAGAGGCCUCGUUGCAAAGAUCAAGACCAACAACAACUUCUUGGAUACCUCCGCCACCACUACAGAUACCGGAUCUAGGUUUUUCAGAUCCAUCUUUACUGGUACAAGAAAGUUUUCAACCGAACGAGCCAAGAACCCUGCAUUAUGCUAAGAAGACUGUAAAACUAUGGCAACGACUCGCUAAAAAGGACUCGUUUGUACUUGUUUCGAUGACUAUAUGGGGUAUUGCAGUAUUCACUACGGGGUUCCUUGCAACCGUCCCACAUUAA